UGCAGCCCCGCGCCUCACCUAUAAACUGGGGUGUUUUCGAUCUGUAUUUAUUCAUUAGGAAUUCAUUAGGAAAACUUUGAUUAUUUAUUUUCACUGCUACAUCAAUGGGAUUCUUGAAGAGGAAACCAGAAGGAAAUCAUUGGGUAGAAGAACUCAGUGAUGCACAAAAGAAACAGAAAUCUCUAAUUGGCGAAGAUAUUUCGGCAGUAGCAGCUUGUAUUCACGAGGUAUCGUAUCCUAAAGGAUAUACGCCUCCUCUUCGUCGUUGUAAUAAUUCUAAUAGGAAACCAGCAAAGGAAUAUCCGUUUAGUCUUGAUUCAUUUCAAUCAGAAGCAAUUAAAUGCUUAGAUAAGGGAGAAUCAGUGAUGGUAUCAGCUCAUACUUCAGCUGGUAAAACUGUUGUAGCUCAGUAUGCAAUUGCUAUGUCUUUGAGAGAUAAACAACGUGUUAUUUAUACUGCUCCAAUUAAAGCUCUUAGUAAUCAGAAGUAUAGGGAAUUCAAAGAAGAAUUCUCUGAUGUUGGCCUAAUGACUGGAGAUGUAACUAUUGAACCUAAUGCUUCUUGCUUGGUUAUGACAACUGAAAUUUGGCGUAGCAUGCAAUAUAAGGGAUCAGAGAUUAUGAGGGAAGUGGCAUGGGUAAUAUUUGACGAAGUACAUUAUAUGCGAGAUAGAGAAAGAGGUGUUGUUUGGGAAGAGAGUAUUGUAAUGGCACCCAAGAAUUCCCGCUUUGUGUUUCUCUCUGCAACUGUGCCUAAUGCCAAGGAGUUUGCGGAUUGGGUUGCAAAGGUUCAUCGACAACCAUGCCAUGUUGUUUACACGGAUUAUCGUCCUACACCACUUCAGCAUUAUGUGUUUCCUUCUGGAGGGGAGGGUUUAUAUUUGGUUGUGGAUGAGAAGGGUAAAUUUCUGGAAGAUAGCUUCCAGAAAGCCUUAAAUGCAGUUCCUCUUGAUGGUGAAGGAGACAAUAAAAAUAAGAGAAUUGGGAAAUGGCAGAAAGGUUUAGUGGCAUGUAAAUCAGGCGAAAAGAGUGAUAUCUAUAAGUUGGUGAAGAUGAUAAUUAAGCGCCAGUAUGAUCCUGUUAUAGUUUUCAGUUUUAGCAAAAGGGAGUGUGAAUCUCUCGCUAUGAUGAUGGCUAAGAUGAACCUGAGUACCGAUGUUGAGCAAGAAAAUAUAGAAGAGAUUUUCUGGAAUGCAAUGGACUUACUGUCGGAUGAUGACAAAAAGCUUCCUCAGGUGUCAAAUUUGUUACCUUUGUUGAAGCGGGGAAUAGGUGUGCAUCAUUCUGGCUUGCUACCUAUUUUGAAAGAAGUAAUAGAGAUACUCUUUCAAGAAGGUCUGAUCAAGUGUUUGUUUGCAACAGAGACAUUCAGCAUAGGGCUAAACAUGCCUGCAAAAACUGUGGUAUUCACAAAUGUGCGUAAAUUUGACGGGGAUAAGUUCAGAUGGAUAUCCAGUGGAGAGUAUAUACAGAUGAGUGGUCGUGCUGGCCGUCGAGGAAUCGAUAAGCGCGGGAUAUGUAUUCUCAUGGUUGAUGAGAAGCUGGAACCAUCUACAGUAAAAAUGAUGGUGCGGGGAAGUGCAGACUGUUUGAACAGUGCCUUCCAUCUCAGUUACAAUAUGCUUUUGAAUCAAAUGCGGCGUGAAGAUGGCAAUCCUGAGCAUCUGCUUAAGAACUCAUUUUAUCAAUUUCAGUCUGACCAUGCCAUUCCAGAUCUUAUGAGCCUAGCGAAAAAACUUAAAGAAGAGAAAGAUUCAAUUAUGAUCGAUGAAGAAGAGACUUUGAUGAAUUACUACAAUCUUUUAGAGCAGCACCAUAAGUUGAAGAAGGAUAUUAAUGAUAUUGUUUUCUGUCCAAAAUACUGUUUACCCUUUUUAAAGUCUGGCAGACUGAUUAGUGUCCAAUGUACAAGAGGUGAUAAUAACUCAUCUUUCUCUCUUGAGGACCAAGUUACCUGGGGAGUGGUAAUCAAAUAUGAAAGGGUGAGAGCGAUUUCUGAAGAUGAUUCUAGGGGGAAGCCUGAGGAUGCAAAUUACAAAGUACAUGUUCUUACAAGAUGUGUUGUUAGCAAGGAUGGGAAAAAAACAAUAAAGAUCGUGCCCUUGGAAGAGCAGGGAGAGCCAGUUCUGGUUUCUGUGCCUCUAUCCCAGAUUGAUGCGCUUAGCGUUCGAUGUUUGGACGUACCAAAAGAUCUGUUGCCGUUGUCAGCUCGAGAACAUUUUUUUAAGAUGGCCUGUAAAUGUGUUUACGGAGAUACCAAAGGAUCUCUGCUCCUGGAUCCUGAGGAGGAUAUGAAGGUCCAGCAUAAAUAUUAUAAGAAGUUUGUUUCUCGGAUGGAGACGCUUGAGAGCCAAUUCAGCAAGCAUGAAGUUGCAAAGUCCCCGCUUAUUAAAGAAAAGUUAAAAGCCUUACGAUUGAAGAAAGAAUUGGAAGCAAAAAUCAUGCUAAUCAGGAAUAAUGUGAGUUCUUCUAAAGCACUGGCUUUUAAAGAUGAACUCAAGGCAAGGAUGCGAGUUCUUCGGAAUCUGAAGUAUGUCUCAAGAGCUGGUGUUGUGGAGUUGAAGGGGAAGGUUGCCUGUGAGAUCACCAGUGCUGAUGAGCUGACACUGACAGAGCUCAUGUUUAAGGGUGUGUUCAACAGAGUUACGGUCGAGGAGAUGAUUUCUUUGCUAUCGUGUUUUGUGUGGCAGGAAAAACUUCUGGAUGCCCAGAAACCCAGGGAAAGGCUUGACCUGCUGUUUACUGAGCUGCAAGAGACAGCAAAAAGUGUUGCCAACAUUCAGCUUAACUGCAAAGUCCCAAUUGACAUAGAAGGCUUUGUAAAUUCCUUCAGACCCGAUAUUAUGGAGGUUGUGUAUGCGUGGGCAAAAGGAUCUAAAUUCUGUGAAAUAAUGGAGAUCACUCAGGUUUUUGAGGGUAGUUUGAUCAGGGCAAUUAGGAGACUGGAGGAAGUUCUUCAGCAGCUAACAGAGGCAGCAAAGUCUCUAGGUGAUACCCAACUUGAAGCCAAGUUUCAAGAAGCUGUUAUUAAAAUCAAAAGGGAUAUCGUCUUUGCAGCGUCUCUGUAUUUGUAAAUUUCCUGAAAAAUGGCAUACUUGCCGAGGGACAGAAGGAAAUAUUUAUGCAGGCUGAAGUUUCAGUCAGACUUGAAGAUGCUUGUGAAUCUCCCCCAGAAAGGAACUGCAAUCGGGACUUGUUCUCUACACUGUCCUUAACUAUCUUGAGUUUUUAGCUUGCAACAUUUGUAUUUGUCAACUGUCUGUAAUGCCACUACAUCAAGGCUUGAAGGACGGCUCUUAUUAUUUAUUGGAGUACAAUAGAUUCGUUGGUGACGAUGUUUGUUUUUGUUUUGCUAACAAAGAUCAGUCUUGGUUUUCCGAAGCCAGUUGGAUUAUCUUGCGUCCCCA
Papaver somniferum (opium poppy) is the source of this 3407-nucleotide messenger RNA. RefSeq names its product DExH-box ATP-dependent RNA helicase DExH9-like. Gene Ontology annotation, cellular component: nucleus. Gene Ontology annotation, biological process: RNA catabolic process; maturation of 5.8S rRNA. Lineage: Eukaryota; Viridiplantae; Streptophyta; Magnoliopsida; Ranunculales; Papaveraceae. Gene Ontology annotation, molecular function: RNA binding; RNA helicase activity; ATP binding. The transcript has 12 exons. Bases 105 to 3074 code for a protein of 989 amino acids. The record is from RefSeq and is a predicted model, not a curated record.